This is a messenger RNA of Pelodiscus sinensis (Chinese soft-shelled turtle), 1536 nucleotides long. The record is from RefSeq and is a predicted model, not a curated record. Lineage: Eukaryota; Metazoa; Chordata; Testudines; Trionychidae.
AUGUCUCUUGAACUGACUGCUUGGGAUCCUCUUGGGAGGCCACACACUCUGCAGAAUGAUCCCACCUGUGGGGUUUGGGUGUCUCAGACUCUGGAUGGAUCCAGGACAGUUGAUGCCUCCUAUGAUGGCUGUUACGUAUAUGAAUGGAAUGGCAGUUACCUGAUGGCGGUUAGGAUUGAAGGGACAGAUGCAGAUGGGCACAGGGCCCUACAUGAAGAGAAAGUUCUCCGGUGCCCUGCUGUUUGGCCAGCCCUCGAUGCUCCAAGCCCCAGUGUCUGUGGUGCCGUCCAGAGCCAGGACAGACUGCCCUGCACCUCUCUGCCUGUGUCACAAGGGGAAUGUGAAGCCAGAGGCUGUUGCUACAAUCCUACUGAUAGGCUGAAGCCUUGUUACUAUGGCAACACAGUGACAGCACAAUGCACUCCUGAUGGCCAGUUCUCUAUUGUGGUUUCUCGGGAUGUGACUCUGCCAUCCUUGAUCCUGGACUCAGUGCAUCUGGCCAGUGGAAGCAGUGCUGGCUGCGUCCCUGUGGCAAAGAAUGAUGCCUUUGUCCUGUUCCAGUUUCCACUUUCUGCCUGUGGCACUACUUUCCAGGUGGAUGGCAACCAGGGUGUGUAUGAAAAUGAACUGGUAGCAGACCAGGAUUUGAGACUCUGGAAUAGAGGCACCAUUACCAGAGACAGCCCCUUCAGGUUGCACAUCCGCUGUAGCUAUUCUACUAGUGGCAACUUCCUCCCUGUGAGCAUCCAGGUCUUCACGCUGCCACCACCCCUUGCUGUGUCCCAGCCUGGCCCCCUCUCACUGGAGCUGCGCAUUGCCACAGACCAGGGUUAUGGCUCCUACUAUGCAGACAGAGAUUACCCUGUGGUGAAGGUCCUCCGUGACCCCAUCUACGUGGAGGUCCGGAUACUGCAGAAAACUGACCCAAACCUGGUGCUUGUUCUCCACCAGUGCUGGGCCACUCCCAGCGCCAAUCCUCAGCAGCAGCCACAGUGGCCCCUCUUGGUGGAUGGGUGCCCCUAUGCAGGAGACAACUACCAAACCCAGCCAGUGCCUGUAGGAGCUGCGUCAGGGUUGCAGUUCCCAUCUCAUUACCAGCGCUUCAUCAUCAGCACCUUCACCUUCGUGGACUCUGCUUCCCAGCAGAUGUUUACAGGCCCAGUGUAUCUGCACUGCAGUGCCUCAGUAUGCCAGCGCUCCCUGCUAGAAUCCUGCACCUCCACCUGCACUGCUGCAUCCCGGGGCAGAAGGAGCUCUGAGGAGCACCCUCUGGAUGGCCUCUCAAUCACCAGCAGGGGGCCUGUGAUCCUGCUCCAGGACAGGCCAAAGAGAGAAGCUGCCAUGGAUGGACUGGCAGGCUUGUUUCUGAACACUAGAGCAUCCUGGACUCUAGUCUGGGCCAGUGGAGCACUGCUGGGGGCUGUAUGCCUGUCACUCCUGACUGCUGCAUGUUGGAGAUUGAGGAGAAACUUGGCUUGAGAAUCUAGUGUCAAGAAUAAUAAAAAAGCAUUCCUAGCCCUAGGUCUCUGGCUCUUC